ACGUCACCUGUUUGUGAUCGUCUGUCAAAGAUGGCGGACACGUCUGCGCGGAUCACUCACAGCUAACCAAAGAAACCAGCUCGUUUACCGCGUUAACCAGGUCAACCAGGACUGUUCGCUGCCGUUGUGUGACGUCAUGGACGGAGAUGACGGAGUAGAGAUCACUGAUGACGACACUUAUCAGGUGGAAACAAACCCGCCGAAGAACCAGGACCUGAGCUCGCUGAGCAUGAUGGCAGGUGAGAUUCUGUCUCAGUACGGCUGGUUCCUGCUGCUCGGCUCUGCGCUGCUUUACCUGCUCGUCCAGUACCUGAGCAAGAAGAGAUCCAGCCAGGCUCACCGCAGCGCCACCGCGCUGACCCCGCAGGAUGCUGCUGUUGUGGAAAGACGACAUGAGGCCAUGGAAGCUGCUCGCAGAAAGAUGCAGGAGGAGCUGGACGCCAAGGCGGCCAUUUUUAAAGAGAAACAGAGACAGCAGGAAGAAGAGAAGCGGCAGCAGAAGAUUGAGGUGUGGGAGAAUCUUCAGCUCGGGAAAAGUAAUAAAGGAGCUGCCAAACUUUCUCAGAAGAGUGAAGAUGUGACUUCAUCAUCAUCAUCAUCGUCAUCAUCAUCAUCAUCAUCAGUGAAACCAAAGACAGAGAAGAGGCCGCUCCGCAGCACAGACUACAACCCUCUGACUGGAGAGGGAGGAGCUUCUUGCUCGUGGAGACCCGGCAGGAGAGGACCAUCAUCUGGUGGAUGAGGUUAAAGAAGGUCAGAGGUGCUGGGUCUGUGUGUGACCUUUGACCUCUGACCUUCUCAUUGUGCACACGUGACUGACUGAAAUAAGCCGACGACGUCGCCUGCUCUUCUUAUAAGAACCUUUUUUUUCACAUUUACUUUUUCCCUCGUAAAAACGUUGAAUUAUGCCUUUAAAGUUUCACUGAGGGGCGGAGUUAAAGCUUUUCAUGACGUCAUUCCUGUCAACGGUGCGCCACCUGCAGGUGUGACUGAUGAAUUUCACAGUCUGUGUGCUUCCUUAUCUGUUCUAACACCAGCAGCUUUAGCUGGAGGGGCGGGGCUAUGUCAUACGAUGACAUCAUAGGAUGUCAGUUACAGAGGGUAUAUGUAUUCAUCAUUAACACAAUCUAAAUAAAAAUAAUUUGGGUAAAA
Messenger RNA from Solea solea (common sole), 1152 nucleotides. It is a transcript of the gene selenos, whose product is annotated as selenoprotein S. The transcript has 6 exons. The record is from RefSeq and is a predicted model, not a curated record. Gene Ontology annotation, cellular component: endoplasmic reticulum membrane; Derlin-1 retrotranslocation complex; Derlin-1-VIMP complex. The coding region runs from base 137 to 742 and encodes 201 amino acids. NCBI's taxonomy places the organism in Eukaryota, Metazoa, Chordata, Actinopteri, Pleuronectiformes, Soleidae. Gene Ontology annotation, biological process: retrograde protein transport, ER to cytosol; endoplasmic reticulum unfolded protein response.